AGAAGAAACUCUUUCCCCUCUUUGGCUGCUCUGCUGGAGGAUAAGGCUGUCCCUGCCAGGCAGUAAAGGCAGCCUGGACCUUUAAGAGCAGCAGUUGCCAGUGCAGCUCUUCCUGGGAACUUUGGAACAGCCCAGGGUGAAAGCCUGAGCUGACUGCCUCCGAGGCAAAAUGAACAUUCAGGAGUAUUUUGGAAGAAUAUCUUACAACAAUCCCCAUAAGGAUGCAGACUUGCAGACCCUGACAGCCAUCUUCCAGCAUCACAUCCAGACCAUUCCUUUUGAGAACCUCAGCAUGCAUUGUGGGGAGGCCAUCAAGCUGGAUUUGCAAUCUACUUACAAUAAGAUUGUGAGAAAGAAACGUGGUGGAUGGUGCCUGGAAAUCAACCACCUCCUCUUCUGGGCCUUGCAAGAAUUAGGGUAUGAUGUCUGUAUUCUUGGUGCAAACAGCUAUGAGCCAGCAGAGAAGGGAUACACUGCUGAGAUAAACCAUAUCCUGCUGAAGGUGGUGAUCAAGGGAGAUUCCUACAUAGUAGAUGCUGGGUUUGGUGGUGCCUACCAGAUGUGGCAGCCACUGAUGCUGAUUUCUGGGAAGGACCAACCCCAGGUCCCUGGCAUUUUCCACUUCAUGGAAGACAAUGGCAUCUGGUACUUUGAGAAAGUCAAAAGGAAGCAUUAUAUUCCUGAGCACAGUAAGAGUGACUUCCCUGAUACUCCAGAACUGGGGAACAUCCGAAAAAUAUACAGAUUUACUCUUGAGCCACGGCAUAUAGAUGAUUUCCAGGAGCUAAAUGCCUACCUCCAAGUGUCUCCAGAUAACAUCCUUCGGAAGAAGUCAAUCUGCACUCUCCAAACCACCAAUGGGUUCCUUGCCUUGGUUGGAUGGACCUUCAGUGAGAUGAAAUACAACUACACAGAGGACACGGACCUGGUGAACAUCACAACCCUUACAGAUGAAGAGGUUGAGAAGACACUGAAAGAUAAAUUCAAUAUAGUACUGGAGAACAAACUAGUACCAGUAAAUGUUCGUGGCUUGCCACCUAAUUUAGUGGAUAAGAUCUAACUGUAACACUGUGCUAGA
Messenger RNA from Pseudopodoces humilis (Tibetan ground-tit), 1078 nucleotides. Its product is annotated as arylamine N-acetyltransferase, liver isozyme-like. Gene Ontology annotation, molecular function: arylamine N-acetyltransferase activity. The record is from RefSeq and is a predicted model, not a curated record. Lineage: Eukaryota; Metazoa; Chordata; Aves; Passeriformes; Paridae.